UGAGGGUGAGUAAUUAAUGACGGAAUUUUCAUUUUUGGGUAAACUAACCCUUUAAUAGAUUUAGUUUUCAUUAUAGUGAUAAUAAUCCUGUACUAUAGCAACUAAACCUGCAUUCUUCUCAGCUCCAGACAUCUUAACCUGCAUAACUUUCAUGUGUUUUGAUGUUUCAGUGUAAAAAAAGGCCUAUAUUUGGUUGCAGUCUAUAACAUUAACAAUAACUGAUUUACUUUUCUUUGGUGAUUUAGUCCAAGGACUCCUCGUGACUUUCCUGACACGAUCAAAUUCUAGACAGCAAACAGAUUAUGAAGGGAAAAUGGAGAGUUUGUUUGGCAGGGCCAGUAAUGAGGUGGCUAAGUGCCAGCUGGUCCCAAAACCAUUUUAGUUCAAUAUGAUCAACCCAGCAUGGUGUUAACGUGCACGCACACACGCAUACCCACAAUGCCUCCCUUGUGUUCGUGCAAGUUUCUCUCAACACACAGGGCUAUUGUCCUCUUCAUCAACAGCUUUGGAGAUUAUUUUCGAUCGUUUGGAUGGAUAGACAAGGAUGAGAUGUGCAAUAUCCACUUGGACAUAUUAAUAGUGAUAGCAUGGUUUUUGGAUACUACUAUGACGGCAGAUCAUAACCAUCAGAGUCAUAAUUCUGCCUGUGCUCAACCACUUAUUGGACCUGGUGAAUCAGAUUUAAUCUCUGAUCUUGGAUCAAUGAUAGACCCUGAUCAGACGUGGGCCAGAGAAGAGGAUUUAGACCAGAGCAAGUUGCUUCCUGAGCAAACGGACAGCGGUUACUAUGAGGAGCUCAUCAGGCCCAAAAAGCUCCACAAUCCCAUCAAAGCGUCCAAGAGCCAUCGGGAGCUCCAGCGAGAGCUGAUUAUUACACACAAAAGAGGAGCAGUGAUGGAGGAGAAGCCAGAGUUACAGAGAGUUCUGGAACAGAGGAAUAGAGCUCAAGCUCUGAAACAAGACAGAAAGCAGGAAGAAGAAAAAUCACCCCUGGAGCAGGAGUUACUGAAGAGGCAGAUGAGGUUAGAGAAGAUUGAGCGGGAGGCCGACGAGCAGAGAGAGAGGUCAAAGUGCGCACCUGAGUUCAUUAGGGUCAAGGAGAGUCUGAAGAGGACAUCGAUAGCAAGUGCUGUGGAGAAAGAGCUGUAAUCACCUACAACAUCAUAGAUCUACAUGAGUGUUGAUGCUCCUCCAGCUGCUGAUUUGACAGUUCUUGUUAUAGCUUGGGUUUGGAUUUUGAAUGAAAUCAAAGAAUGUGAAAAAACAAUAUUGAAGACAAGAAAGUUGAAAGUUGGCUAAAGGCCCGUUCACACCAAGAACGAUAACUAUGACGAUAACUAUAUUUGCGUCCACACCAACGAACGAUAAUGAUCUGUUUAUUCUUAGUUCAUGCGCUGCGGUUUCAAAGUGUGUACAUGUUUUUGCUGUUCUUGUUGCAUUUACACGCUUUAACCACCAGAUGUCCUCAGCAUGCUAUGUUUCGAGUGAAUAGCUAGUGUAAUCGAUGUAACCUAACAGUUAAUUUAGCUGAGGAAGUCAAUAUAGAGGAAUAAAAACAACGCCUAGACUUUUUCACUGCAAAAUCAAAGGAAGCAAGACAGUGUUGUCGAAACUAGCGCUGGAUAUCUGAGGUAAUUAUAUGUUACAAUGUUUGCUAGCCUGACAUAAUGAUCUCAUCAUUAAUACUUCUCACCAUUUAGCCCGAGGGUAUGACCGAUUGUUUUCCAUAUAUCUAUUUUCUUUAAAGUAUCAGUGAAAAGGGGGUUUGACGUGUCAAAUAGUGUUAGCUUUUUCUGGACCUCGACGAUUAACUUCUCUGCAAUGUCGGCUGCCACUUUAAAUGCGCGAGCCCUUAAAUUAGAAUGUAUUCUGAUUGGCUGACAGUGUUUUAUCGAUCAACAGCUGAAAAAAAUCAUUCUGAAAGUGAUCCCAACGAUAUCGUUUCUCUGUAUCAUUAUCGUUAUAUCUGUGGUGUGGACUCUACUAUUCUUUUAUAUUUAGAACGACUUUUAGAACUAUCUUCAUCGUUAUCUUUAUAGUUAUUGUUCUUGGUGUGAACGGGCCUUAAAUGAUAUGUCAGUGUUACAAAAUGUUAAGCACUUAUAAUGGUCUGUAAGAUUUCAUGUAUUGCACCUUAAUUGCUGAUUAAGUGGUUGUCAUUUGCACUCGUAAGAACAGAAUAACUCCAAAUAUAGUGGAACUGUAUCUAGUGUUUUAGUAUAGAAAUUAUUAUAUCCUUUUAUGCUUUUUAAUGGAGUUCCUAACAAAUCUUGGGUCAUGUGAGCCCACCAACACAAUGCAAUGUGAACAGACAGCAAUCCUGUCCACUUUUUCCACAUAUAUCUUUUGUUGUUUAAAUAUGUUUCAAAUAAUUUGGUAUGUUCAAAUACGGUAUUCAUGUUUUUUAUGUGCACAUUAGGGUAUAACAUGGAUCUUCUACUACAUUUUACACAAUGGCAGUAUACAACCAGAGCAGGACACUGUAUCCAAUAAUGAAAUGCAUUAGACUUCAUUUUCUAUUCAUAGCAUAACAAAUUAACUGGUAUUGUCAAUUGCAAAUUUUAACAUCUCUUUUUCUUGGCUUACUAAUUGAUCACACAUGAAAAGGUUACACAAAAUUGGAUUCAGAUUGCAAAAGAAUUUAUGGUCAAUAUCACUGCAUAAUGCAUAUUUCUUUACAAUUAAGCCAUUGUUGAUUUAUAAAUUUUGUAUAAGUGACUGUUUUUAAAAUCUUUUACCUAACUUGGUGUUACUGGUAAAUAUCUCAAUAUGCUAUAUUAUCACCAAAUAUGGGAUUUAAUCUUUUUUUCAAUUUGUUUUCUUUCAAUUUGCACAGGUUUUGUAUUUCUUUUUGACACCGAUUGAUCAUAGGCCUCAUUGACCUGAGCAGUUCCAGAAAGAAACCUGUGCUAAGUGAAAGAAAACAAAUUGAUAAAAAGAUUGAAUCAAAUAUUUGGAAAUAACAUAGCAUAACAAGAGAUUUAUAAGAAAGAUUUAUAAUUUUUGUAAGCCAGUCAGGAACAAGGUGAAAAAAAAAACCCAAAAGUAAAAAAAAAUCUCAAAAGUAUUUUGGAAAGUUGUUAUACCCUGUCUGAGUAAAGUCAGUAAGUUUUAAUCCAAUGCUAUAACAUUAAAGCUAGGGUGGGUAGUAUCAGAGAGGCAAGCAAUAGCAAGCUAGCUUUGAAAGCAUAAGAUCACAUCCUCCCUUCAGAGUGCCCUCCAAAAAAGCCACGCCUCUUCGAUGAACGUGCACAGAGCCAGAGCAGAGUCUGUAAAGCGUCACGAGACAGUGUUAAAUUACCUCAUAUCUCAAACCAUAUAGCCUUACAUUACAAUAAUAAUUAACGUAAACAAGUUCUUACUGACCACCUGACUGCUGCAGAUUCAUUUCGGCGUUGAUAGUGUUGCCAUAAAAAACACAUAAAUCCGAGUCUAAGGAUGUGAACAGCUCCGAGUACAAAGUCACGGUUGCCAUCACUUAAUUAUGGUAGUUACAACAUGGCAUGAACUCAGCAUAAGCCUGUUGUUUUGGUUCAGGAGGAACUGUAAAAGGCGGCUGCUGUUUGUUUGUGGCACUCGGUGACUGCCUGUCUACAACUCUGCAUGUCUGCAUGGAUCGCGCUGAUGACAUGUGAUGUCUGCGUGAGCAGGGUGCAUUGACAGGCUGGUAGGACUUCGGUAGGACAUCGGACCAAAUGCAAUGAUUGGACGAAUAUUUUUUGGCUUCCACAGAAGACAUAUGUACAUUUAUAUAUCUAUUUAGACCACUUCUGUUAUUGAUUGCUAUCAGGAUGUGAAGAGAGUUUUAACCAGUAUAACAAAAAGAAUUCAUGAAAAACACGGCCUACCCUAGCUUUAACUAGCAUUUCAGGAAAAAGAUAAUCUUCUCUGGGUUAAAACGACUGGAACACAACAUGAGGGUUAGCUUAAGAGCUUUUCCACUCAUAUGAUACUGACAUCAUAAAGCACAUGAUUUUGAUCUCACGUGUAGCCUAUGUUUUGGCUAACAACACAACAUAGUUUUUUGUAAAUAUGUUUUGUACAUUUUAUAAUAGUCUUUAAAUAAAGAGAUUUUGACAUGUAAAACAGUUUGA
Messenger RNA from Ctenopharyngodon idella (grass carp), 4094 nucleotides. RefSeq names its product actin-associated protein FAM107A. Gene Ontology annotation, biological process: actin filament polymerization; regulation of actin cytoskeleton organization; actin filament bundle assembly. The coding region runs from base 403 to 1149 and encodes 248 amino acids. The transcript is spliced from 5 exons. Gene Ontology annotation, cellular component: stress fiber; neuron projection; synapse. NCBI's taxonomy places the organism in Eukaryota, Metazoa, Chordata, Actinopteri, Cypriniformes, Xenocyprididae. The record is from RefSeq and is a predicted model, not a curated record.